This is a messenger RNA of Parnassius mnemosyne (clouded apollo), 1053 nucleotides long. The record is from the annotation of a GenBank genome assembly. Lineage: Eukaryota; Metazoa; Arthropoda; Insecta; Lepidoptera; Papilionidae.
AUGCCAGAAAUGGAGAUAAAACGUAAAGCCGACGAUUAUUCUGUAGUGCCUGCUAAAAAAACCCGCCAUGAGAUUUCUGUGGUGGGAACAAGAGAAAAGGCUGUUGUAACCUCUAAUGUGCCAAGAACUUCAAACCUCUAUGCUCCAAUAAUGCUACUGGAAGGACAUCAGGGUGAAAUAUUUACGGCCAAAUUCCAUCCUGAGGGCAAGCACUUGGCAUCCGCUGGGUUUGAUAGGCAAAUAUUUCUAUGGAAUGUCUACGGUCAAUGUGAAAAUGUGAUGGUAAUGAAAGGACACACUGGAGCUAUUAUGGAGUUGUGUUUCUCUCCGGACGGGUCUCAUUUGUACACAUGCGCAACAGAUAACACGGUGGCUGUUUGGGACAUACCUACAGGCACCAGGAUUAAGAAGUUAAAAGGCCAUGCUAGUUUUGUGAAUUCUGUGUCAGGAGCAAGAAGAGGACCAGAAUUAUUAGUGUCAGCGUCAGAUGACAAUACAAUAAAGCUAUGGGAUGCCAGAAAAAGAAACCCCAUAGCUUCAUUUGACAGUGGUUACCCAGUCACAGCUGUACUUUUUAAUGAUACUGCAGAGAAGAUUAUAUCAGGGGGCAUCGACAAUGUGGUCAAAGUUUGGGACAUCAGGAAUAACCAGUUGUCUUAUAAAAUAAAGGGACAUACGGAUACUAUAACCGGUCUGUCGCUGUCAUACGAUGGUUCAUAUCUGUUAUCCAACUCAAUGGACAGCACCCUCCGCAUCUGGGACGUGCGUCCGUUCGCGCCAUCGGAGCGCUGCGUGAAACUGCUCUCGGGCCACCAGCACAACUUCGAGAAGAACCUUCUCCGCUGUGCCUGGUCUGCUGAUGGCUCUAAGGUGGCGGCAGGCUCAUCAGACCGCUUCCUGUACAUCUGGGACACGACAUCCCGCCGAGUACUGUACAAGCUUCCCGGACACAAUGGCGCCGUGAACGACGUCGACUUCCACCGUACAGAACCAAUCGUGCUCUCAGCAUCCAGCGACAAACAGAUAUAUCUCGGAGAGAUUGAUCAUGUAUAA